AUGAGAAAUCAUACAGCAAUAACCACAUUCAUCCUCCUGGGAUUGACAGAUGACCCACAGCUGCAGGUUCUUCUUUUUAUAUUUCUACUUAUCACCUACAUGUUGAGUGCUGUUGGAAACCUGACCAUCAUCAUUCUCACCUUUGUGGAUGCCCACCUUAAAACUGCCAUGUAUUAUUUUCUGCAAAACUUUUCCUUCUUAGAAAUCUCAUUCACAUCUGCCUGUAUCCCGAGAUUCUUGUACAGUUUAGCAAUAGGAGAUAGAACCAUUACUAUCAACGCUUGUAUAUGUCAAGUAUUUUUUGAUAGCCUAUUUGGAAUAACAGAAUUUUUUCUUCUGGCAACUAUGUCCUAUGAUCGUUAUGUAGCCAUCUGCAAACCCCUUCAUUAUAUGACUAUCAUGAAUCCACUGGCCUGCAAAAAACUUAUCUCUGGCUGUUGGAUAAUUACAUUAUUGCUCAUGAUACCACCAUUUGGCUAUGUGCUGACAUUGGAAUUUUGUGUCUAUGAAAUAGACCACUUUCUCUGUGAUGCCAACGCUAUCCUGAAGAUCUCAUGUUUGGAUACAGAACUCAUAGAGAACAUGGUUCUUUUCUGCUCUUCAUUUAUCCUACUAGUGACUCUCACAUUUGUGAUUUGGUCCUAUGGAAGUAUCAUUCACACGAUUUUUGGGUUCCCCUCUGCUCAGCAAAAGAUAAAGGCCUUUUCUACCUGUUCCUCCCACAUGAUUGUGGUCUCCAUCACUUAUGGCAGCUGUAUCUUCAUCUAUAUCAAACCUUCUGCAAAAAAUGAAACAGUCGCUAAUAAGGGAGUAUGGCUAUUAUUUACUUCAGUAUCCCCCAUGUUAAACCCAUUUAUUUAUACUCUGAGAAACAAACAAGUAAAAAAUGCCAUGAAUGGCUUUAUAAAAAAACUACUACUCUUGAGAUAA
Sorex fumeus (smoky shrew) is the source of this 930-nucleotide messenger RNA. Its product is annotated as olfactory receptor 6C2-like. The coding region runs from base 1 to 930 and encodes 309 amino acids. Gene Ontology annotation, molecular function: olfactory receptor activity; G protein-coupled receptor activity. NCBI's taxonomy places the organism in Eukaryota, Metazoa, Chordata, Mammalia, Eulipotyphla, Soricidae. Gene Ontology annotation, biological process: G protein-coupled receptor signaling pathway. Gene Ontology annotation, cellular component: membrane. The transcript has a single exon. The record is from RefSeq and is a predicted model, not a curated record.